Molecule: messenger RNA, 726 nt
Organism: Penicillium oxalicum
Lineage: Eukaryota; Fungi; Ascomycota; Eurotiomycetes; Eurotiales; Aspergillaceae
Exons: 2
Coding region: 1-726 (241 amino acids)
Source: RefSeq, a predicted model, not a curated record
AUGGCAAAGUCUCUUAUCAACUGGUCAGAAUUGCACAUUCCACGAUUCCUCGAUUCCACGGUUCAUCGCGACACCACUUUGGUCCCGGAGGUUUCCAACGCGCGCAGUAACGGUCUGGCCCCCCCCCCAGACCAUUUCCGUUGCCUCGUGGCCGGAAUUGGAUCGCGCAGGGUCGCAAUCCACUUGCAUCGUGCGUUGAGCCUUGAUGAUGAUCAUGAUUUCCGUCAGGGAUACUUGUUCGUGCUCUGGCUGUGUACUGUAGGUGACUUGGUCGUUACGGAGAGAGGGUUUGCAGCAGGCAUGCAGCAGGCCUGCAGCAACAGACUCUACCCUUCUCUACGGCGUCAAAGCAGACAGGGCCCCCCUUCUCCAAUGAUGAGUGCUCCUACGACUGGUGUUUUUGGUCCCUAUGACAAACCCACACGCGACACCCGUGACCAGUUGACCACCGAGCACACGCAGGAUGAUCACGGACAAGGGUCCAGGAUCGGUCCGGCCGGACCAGUCGUGUCCAACUUGUUGCCUGCGCUGGGCGAUAGUACUGUAGUACCCUUGACAUGGUCUAGCUGGAUGGGCAAGACAGCCUCACGGUUGCAUCAUUUUGCACGAUUUGCAUCCCACCGACGCGGAUCUACCGAGCGUCGGGCGAAAGAGCGAAAGAGAGAGUCGGAGGAGGUCCAGAUUUUGACGAGUCAAAAUACCCCUGGCAGGGUACAGGCAUGCUGA